UAGAUAUUUCAAAUAGUUAAUGGAAAUGGAGUUCUAUUUAUUUCUUUAUUAAAAUAGUUUAAUCAUUAAAGAACAAAUAAAAAAAAACAGUAAUAGCGGAAUUUCCAAAAUCGCAAAAUAUAAAAAUCGUUUUCGAGGGGAAAAAGGAACUGAGCGAUCGACGAGACGGUCUUUUUUUCAGAGGCUUCCCGACACGUUUCGUAGCGGGUUUAGAUCCAUAAACCCUUUUGUUUUUUACAGCCACUCCCGUACUCUCCAUCAUCUCCCACUCGAUCGUUCGCAAAAAGGGCCAGAUUAUAGAGUGGGGACUCUCUCUCUAUCUAUCUAUCAAUCCACCUCUAUCACUUUUUUUUUUUUUUUUUUUGUUUGUUUGUUUUUUUUUUUUUUUAUAUAAUUUUUUUUGGGGUCUGUGACUUGGAGAUCUUGGAGCUGAGUUCGCUUUUCUUUACGAUUGGUGCUACAUGGCAACGAAAACGAACUCCGAUGGUAGGACUAGGAGUUCAGUACAGAUCUUUAUAGUAGCUGGUUUGUGCUGUUUCUUCUAUAUAUUGGGUGCGUGGCAGAGGAGUGGAUUUGGGAAGGGUGAUAGUAUAGCUUUUGAAAUUACUAAGAGUGGGGCAGAUUGCAACAUAGUUCCAAAUUUGAGUUUUGAUACACAUCAUGGUGGUGACACCGGGAGUAUCACCGAAAGUGAACUGGAAACAAAGGUUUUUGAACCAUGCAAGGCAAAGUACACUGAUUACACGCCCUGUCAAGAUCAAAGGCGUGCUAUGACCUUCCCAAGGGAAAAUAUGUAUUAUAGAGAGAGACAUUGUCCUCCUGAGGAAGAAAAGUUACAUUGCCUAAUCCCAGCACCUAAGGGAUAUGUAACUCCAUUUCCCUGGCCAAAAAGCCGUGACUAUGUGCCAUAUGCAAAUGCACCAUAUAAGAGUUUGACAGUCGAGAAGGCUAUCCAGAACUGGAUACAAUAUGAAGGAAAUGUUUUUCGGUUCCCUGGUGGGGGCACACAGUUUCCUCAAGGAGCUGAUAAAUAUAUUGAUCAGCUUGCUUCUGUGAUACCAAUUCGUAAUGGGACGGUUAGAACUGCACUGGACACUGGUUGUGGGGUUGCUAGUUGGGGUGCAUACCUUAUGAGUAGAAAUGUCAUUACCAUGUCUUUUGCACCAAGAGACUCACAUGAAGCACAGGUCCAAUUCGCUCUUGAAAGGGGUGUACCUGCUGUUAUUGGUGUUCUAGGUACAAUAAAGCUGCCGUAUCCAUCUAGAGCCUUUGACAUGGCUCAUUGUUCUCGUUGCUUAAUUCCAUGGGGAGGAAAUGAUGGAACCUAUUUGAUGGAAGUUGACCGAGUUCUUAGGCCUGGGGGUUAUUGGGUGCUUUCUGGUCCUCCCAUCAAUUGGAGGACCAAUUACAAAGCUUGGCAGCGUUCCAAGGAGGAACUUCAGGAGGAACAACGAAAAAUUGAAGAAAUUGCUAAACUUCUUUGCUGGGAGAAGAAAUCUGAGAAGGGUGAAAUUGCCGUUUGGCAAAAGAGGGUAAAUGCUGAUUCAUGCAGACGAGAUGGUUCUCAAGCUAACUUCUGCAAAUCUGCUGACCCAGAUGAUGUUUGGUAUAAGAAAAUGGAGUCAUGCAUUACUCCUUUUCCUGCCGCUAAUACUCCCGAUGAAGUUGCUGGUGGACAACUGAAGCCCUUUCCGAAGAGGCUUUAUGCGAUACCACCUAGAAUUGCGAGUGGCUCUGUUCCUGGAGUUUCUACAGAGACAUAUGAAGAGGAUAACCAAACAUGGAAGAAGCAUGUGAAUGCUUAUAAAAAAAUCAAUAGACUACUUGAUUCAGGAAGGUAUCGCAAUAUUAUGGAUAUGAAUGCUGGUUUAGGUGGUUUUGCUGCUGCACUCCAAUCUCCAAAAUUGUGGGUCAUGAAUGUGAUGCCCACAAUAGCUGAGAAAAACACACUCGGUGUGAUAUAUGAGCGGGGAUUAAUUGGCAUCUAUCAUGACUGGUGUGAAGCUUUCUCGACAUACCCGAGGACAUAUGACCUCAUUCAUGCUAAUGGUGUUUUCAGUUUGUACAAGGACAAAUGCAAUAUGGAGGACAUUCUUCUGGAGAUGGACAGGAUUUUGCGACCGGAAGGUGCGGUCAUAUUCCGUGAUGAAGUUGAUGUACUAAUUAAGGUGAAGAAAACAGUUGGAGGCAUGAGAUGGGAUACCAAAAUGGUAGACCAUGAGGAUGGCCCCCUCGUGCCCGAGAAGAUAUUGGUCGCUGUCAAGCAGUAUUGGACUGUAGAUGGCAACUCCACUUCCACACAACGAAGUCAAAGAUAGAACUGGGCCUUGGCAUGAUUCUUAGUUGGCAAUGCUCUUUGAUGCAAAGUCGUACCAUGGAUUUAUUCAUUUUGCCCUUAGCAUUUUUGUUGGACGACAUUAGUACGUAAAAUAGAGAGGGGUUUGUACGAUUUACACUGAUCUGAUAUCUGUGCCACUGUUUCUUUAUAGUAAUUUAUUAGCAGACAGCUAAAAAGCUAUGCUUGUAACGUUUAUGGAAUUAUUCUUUUCGUUUU
Molecule: messenger RNA, 2554 nt
Organism: Ziziphus jujuba (common jujube)
Lineage: Eukaryota; Viridiplantae; Streptophyta; Magnoliopsida; Rosales; Rhamnaceae
Product: probable methyltransferase PMT2
Exons: 7
Coding region: 462-2318 (618 amino acids)
Cellular component (GO): cytoplasm; endosome; trans-Golgi network
Molecular function (GO): methyltransferase activity
Source: RefSeq, a predicted model, not a curated record